GCUAAGGGGAUCGCCUACGUAGCACCUGUUGUGCCUCGCCCCCCAGCUCGUGCGCUCAUUCUCCUUUCGUGCGCGGCUGAAUUCGUUCGACAGAAAGGGAGCAAGAGUUGGGACUAAAUCGAAGCUGAGAUGCUCAAAGUCGACCGCGAGAUGCACCCGCAGAAGAAGGGCAGACUCGAACCAGAUGUGCUGAAGGCGUCAUUGCUGUUCUGUCCUAUCGCAACGGAGUUCUUCCCAGACGGCACCCUUACUGCAAGAGAAGUAUUUGAGGUCAUAUCGUCCCAUGAAGUCGACCACCUGUUUCCUCUCUUCACUGUCACGUACGACAUCGCAUUCAAGGGAAGAGAUCCAGCAGAUCUCGUUCGUGUAUUCGAGACAAGAGAGGUCCGCCCCCACAAGACGGCUGAAGAAUGCAACAUUCUUGUGCUGCCUCCUCUCAUGGCAAAUGCCAGAAGAAGGAUUGGUCGCCUGCAAUCGAUAGUUGACCACGAACGCUUUAAAGAACAGGAGAAGAAGAUCGUGAAAGAAUACGAGAAGAGGUACACAGAGAUAGAAGUCGCUGCGGAGACAGCGAAGACUGCGGAUGACUUCACUCCCGUCGCACCAGCAGCAGAGGAGUGCCGGGCAAGAAAAUGAGAUGCCUAGAGGAGACACAGCGUGUUAUGAACAAAUCUAUUGAGGUUUCGCGAAGAGGAGGGAACAUAUUAUAUACAGAAGAAGAACAAGAGACGUGCCGCAUGUCGCUAAGCCAUCGGAAGGGAUGCUCAGAAAAUGGCACAGUAUCACAUUACAGUUCCGUUGAUUCGUCUGAUGGUGACGAAAGGGGAAGAAUAGUUGUCGCACCAAAACUGGCUAGUUGUUACUUUGAAGAAGACGAGAGAUGGAGUGAACCACCAAAAAUCGGAGAAAAUCGAUGGUGUCACGUUUUUUGUCAGACUUCACUUUGUGCAGAAGCAUUGCCCGUCCAAACUGCAACAACUGCUCUAGCGUGUUCGUCUCCAUUCCGUACAGUCUUCAAAAAUACAAAAGAGAACAUUCCAGCAACUUCUACCUUUGUUCUUUUAGCCUCAAUAGCAGGAUGACGCCUCCCUCCUAUCUUUCAGCCAACCCAGCAAACACCGACGAACUCUCUGUAGAGUAACAAAAAGAAGGCAAAACGCGCCAUCACGAACACUCGCAGAGAUGAUACAGAGACGUGUCACCAGGACAAGGUUGGUCGCUUAAUUUUCUGUAUAUAGCAUUUUUAGAAUGCACCUUUCGGACCUCAACAACCGUGCAAAAGGAUCGCCAUCUGGUGUCUCUUCAAGCGUCAAAACGAACUAUCUGUAUAUCUCUCAAGGAGGACUGGCAACCUGGUGUCGACAACAGAACAGCUGCAGUCCGGAAAUAGAAAGCCAUGAGGCACUCCAACGGGCGAGUAGCACCUGAGGAGAUACAAACUGCUAAACGGUCCGGGUGAAACAAUAGAGAGUACUAGAACG
Toxoplasma gondii ME49 is the source of this 1481-nucleotide messenger RNA. RefSeq lists its product as hypothetical. The record is from RefSeq and is a predicted model, not a curated record. The coding region runs from base 130 to 636 and encodes 168 amino acids. Gene Ontology annotation, molecular function: oxidoreductase activity. The transcript has 3 exons. Lineage: Eukaryota; Apicomplexa; Conoidasida; Eucoccidiorida; Sarcocystidae.